AUGUCAUUUCUAAGGUUGCCGUGUACGUUCGCUUUGGUUCUGUUAACCACAAGUUGUGUCUUUUCGACUGCAAUAACUGACGGCACUGAUACGGAUGAUCGAACCUUUGGACAUUUUUUGAAUAAAAAUAAAUAUGGUUAUACAACGCCGCCGCCAACUACAACAACUGCCGCUCCUACAAAAUCACCGUCGGAAACUCUCAAGGACCUUCUCCCGAUAAUAACUCAGGCUAUUAAGGAUGCUGGUAUCGGUGGAGGUACUGGUAGCGGUGGUGCUGCUGGAGGUACUGGUACCGGUGGUACUGGAACUGGAGGUACUGGUACCGGUGGUGCUACUGGAGGUGCAGGUGCCGGUACUACUGGUGGUGCUAAUGCAGGUGCAGGUGCCGGUACUACUGGAGGUGCAGGUGCCGGUACUACUGGAGGUGCUAAUGCAGGUGCAGGUGCCGGUACUACUGGAGGUGCUAAUGCAGGUGCAGGUGCCGGUACUACUGGAGGUGCUAAUGCAGGUGCAGGUGCCGGUACUACUGGAGGUGCCGGUGCUACGGGAGGUGCAGGAGCCGGUAUUACGGGAGGUGCAGGUGCCGGUACUACUGGAGGUGCUGGUGCCGGUACUACUGGAGGUGCUGGUGCCGGUACUACUGGAGGUGCAGGUGCAGGCGGUAGUGCUAGCGUUGGUGGUGUUACUGUUAGUGGUAAUGCUGGUGCAGGAACUAGAUAUUUCAAUUAUCCAAGUCCUUAUUAUUAUGCUCCACCCGUUGGUUCUGCUUAUAUGUCUCCACCUGCUAUAUAUGGUGCUCCACCGACUAAUUAUUAUGCUCCACCCGUUGGUCCUGCUUAUAUGCCUCCACCGUCUAUAUAUGGUGCUCCACCGACUAAUCAUUAUGCUCCAAUUUCAUCGUUGCCGUAUCCUUACUUUUAUUGA
Molecule: messenger RNA, 924 nt
Organism: Musca vetustissima
Lineage: Eukaryota; Metazoa; Arthropoda; Insecta; Diptera; Muscidae
Exons: 1
Coding region: 1-924 (307 amino acids)
Source: RefSeq, a predicted model, not a curated record